Oncorhynchus tshawytscha (Chinook salmon) is the source of this 3583-nucleotide messenger RNA. RefSeq names its product calcium/calmodulin-dependent protein kinase type II delta chain. Lineage: Eukaryota; Metazoa; Chordata; Actinopteri; Salmoniformes; Salmonidae. Gene Ontology annotation, molecular function: calmodulin binding; ATP binding; calcium/calmodulin-dependent protein kinase activity. Gene Ontology annotation, biological process: protein phosphorylation. Bases 369 to 2021 code for a protein of 550 amino acids. The transcript has 22 exons. Gene Ontology annotation, cellular component: neuron projection; cytoplasm. The record is from RefSeq and is a predicted model, not a curated record.
UCAGGAAGCGCUCGAUAGAAAAAGUAUCGCACUCAAAGUGAAGUGUAGGCAGGCACAGAUAAUAGAAGGGACGCGUUCCUCUGCCCAAGCGUUGCUGACGUAUGCUAAACCUUACAACGUCUGGAAAGGGGAACGCGACCCGGAGUAUCGACGUCCUUGAUAACCCGUGAACUCCGUGCCAAGAACAAUUCCUGGAUUCGGAAACUGACCAGGAAAAGUAAAAAGAAGAUUUGCAGUUAAUUUUUAUUCUGUUAUUUUGUUUUAUCGUUUCAGAGGAGACAAGUAUCACUUUGAAACGUUGGAGACUGAGGUUUAAAGUCCCGACCGAAAGAGACAGUCUUCCCUCUCCUCUGCACGCGUCGUUUGCCAUGGCUUUGACAACCUGUACCAGAUUUACCGACGAGUUUAAUCUCUACGAAGAGCUGGGAAAGGGAGCUUUCUCCAUAGUGAAAAGAUGUAUGAGGAUCUCCAGCGGACAGGAGUAUGCUGCCAAAAUCAUCAACACUAAGAAGCUAUCUGCUCGGGCUGUGGGGAGCGGGUUGGGUUGGUGCGUGGGCCGGGGCUCCCGUUGUCUGUACGACGCUGCUGAUUAUCCCUCCACAAACCUUAAUGGGCUGCUGACAGACACACACACACAGACAAAUCACCAGAAGCUGGAAAGAGAGGCCAGGAUUUGUCGUCUGCUCAAGCACCCCAAUAUCGUGAGGCUCCAUGACAGCAUAUCAGAGGAGGGAUUCCACUACCUGGUCUUUGACUUGGUGACUGGUGGGGAGCUGUUUGAGGAUAUCGUAGCCAGAGAGUACUACAGCGAAGCAGAUGCCAGCCAAUGCAUACAGCAGAUUCUAGAAAGUGUAAAUCAUUGUCACCAAAGUGGUAUAGUUCACAGGGACAUGAAGCCUGAGAAUCUGCUCCUGGCCAGUAAGCUGAAGGGAGCUGCGGUGAAGUUGGCAGACUUUGGCCUGGCCAUCGAGGUGCAGGGAGACCAGCAGGCUUGGUUCGGUUUUGCGGGAACCCCAGGCUACUUGUCCCCAGAGGUUCUGAGGAAAGACCCCUAUGGGAAACCUGUGGACAUGUGGGCCUGUGGUGUGAUCCUCUACAUUCUCCUGGUGGGCUACCCUCCCUUCUGGGACGAAGACCAGCACAGACUGUACCAGCAGAUCAAGGCUGGGGCCUACGACUUUCCGUCCCCUGAGUGGGACACGGUGACCCCCGAGGCCAAAGACCUGAUCAACAAGAUGUUGACCAUCAACCCUGCCAAGAGGGUCACCGCCACAGACGCACUCAAACACCCCUGGAUCUGCCAACGGUCCACCGUGGCGUCCAUGAUGCACAGACAGGAGACGGUGGAGUGCCUGAGGAAGUUCAACGCCCGGAGGAAACUCAAGGGUGCUAUCCUCACCACCAUGCUGGCCACACGCAACUUCUCAGCAGCCAAGAGCCUGCUCAACAAGAAAGCUGACGGCGUCAAGAUCAACAACAAGACCAAUGUAGUCACCAGCCCCAAAGAGCCCCCCACACUGGAGCCUCAAACCACUGUUCUCCACAACCCAACUGAUGGAAACAAGGAGUCCAGCGAGAGCGCUAACACCACCAUGGAAGAUGAGGACGUGAAAGCUCGUAAGCAGGAGAUCAUCAAAGUGACUGAGCAGCUGAUUGAGGCCAUCAACAAUGGAGACUUUGAAGCCUACACGAAGAUCUGUGAUCCCGGCCUGACAUCCUUUGAACCAGAGGCCUUGGGAAACCUAGUGGAGGGAACUGACUUCCACAAGUUCUACUUUGAGAACGCUCUGUCCAGGAGCAAGCAAGGGCCCGUCCACACCAUCCUGCUCAACCCCCACGUGCACCUGAUCGGCGAGGAUGCGGCGUGCAUCGCCUACAUCCGCCUCACCCAGUACAUGGACGCCAGCGGCAUGCCGCGCACCAUGCAGUCAGAGGAGACGCGCAUCUGGCAGCGCCGUGAUGCCAAGUGGCAGAACAUCCACUUCCACCGCUCCGGCUCACCCACUGUGCCCGCCAAGUAAGUUGAGAUGACGCCCUAUCCUGCAGCUGUUGCUGAUCUAUGGACCCCGCCUACCAAGUGUCUGUCACAUCCUCAUCCAAUCUCGGCCCAACUCUGCCAUCUCAGAGUGUUGUUUACAUAUCGUCGAUGCUGAACUGAAGAUUCUUCUUGCAAAAGAUGAAAAGGAAAUACACAACAAUCUUGACGAUAUAAUUUUGUAUUUUAUCAUUUGAGUGAAAAUGUUGUUUUAUCACCUCUCAUCGCAGGACAUUUAUAACUAAACAUUUUUUGUUUUUUAUUCUGAAACAAUGAUUUCCUCUUUUUGAACAUGUUUAUGUUUGAAUGCCAUGGGAAAAUGUUCAAUGUUCAAUAUUAUCAUUGUCAGGAACAUGCGGUGAACCAACACCAAACUCAUUAAGGUAUUCAUCUCAUCUGAAUAUUACACAUCAAUCCCAAUAACUGAACUGAUAUAGGUUUAGCCUUAAACCAACAUUGCAGUCUGUCAAUCCUUCUUUAAAUGUCAGUCUUUGUGCAGAAAAAUCUAAGAACAUAAGUGAACGACAAACAUGAGCUUGCUUUUAUUUUGGUGAUGUAUAGACUUGUGAUUGAUGUGAAUCGCUAUAUCUUUGCUUAAACUCUGGAAUAUUAAACUGUUUAAUUAUGAGCUUAGUUUGCAAUCUUUUAACAAUUCAAGUUGUUCUCAACUGGCUCAAUAUUAAGUAUGAUUACUGGGAAUUCUUUUGACAGUUUAUGUUAAGGGGAAAAUGGUAUCCUAUGUUUUAUAAUAUGCGUUUAUCUACAUCAUCGCAAUGUGACCGAAUUCUCAAUGAUUGAUCUAUAGUUUACAUUCUUUCUUUCACUUGUAUUACUCAAAGCCAUUUUAUGACAUAUGGAACACUGUUUAAAAGUCUAUUCAUGGAGGAGGAUGAUGAUAAUUAUGUGAAUUUGAUUGGUUCUAUAUUUUUUGGGGAACUAUUGACCCUUUUCAUGUAUAGCGAAUGAUUCUGUUUCUUUAGUGUAGCAUCUCCUCUCUCCCGUGUCCAUGCAUGCAAGAACCUAUGGAAGACAAAUAGCCUUUUACCACUGACACCUGGGUGUUAGUUACUCUACUUGACAAGUUGCAACACACAGUGUUUUAUACUGAGAAGGGAGACGGUCAUAUGGGAUCACAUUGUUCUGGUUAGUUUUUCAUAAAUGGGUGUUUAGGUUGGUUUUGCUGAUGGAAAUGUAAGGGAGUUAGAGAUGCAGUAAAAUUGAAUCAGGGUCAACCUAGAAUUUUGGGAUUAAAGGCACUCUGUAGGUUUGCCAUUAGGAUGUCCACUGUGGUGUUAAGAACCAUUACUUCCCCCAUUUAUUCCUACAGGAAUGAUAAGACAUUUUUUUUUUAAAGUUACGUUGAACUGUACUAUGGGACAAAGUGUAUAUUGUUGUCAUGAUGAGAAAGGACUGAUAGAUGUUUAAGAAAUAUCAAAUAAAAUGUGAUUUCUGCCAAAUCUCUUAUUUCCAUGUCACUUUGCCCAUAGCUUAAAGUUUGUGAGGUGAUCACUGUAAUAAACAAAUAAAAAUACAUUUUUAAAAAGUUUA